AUGGUGGUCGGUCAAGCUGACAAUCCGUUGACGGAGCAUCUGCUGGAGAUGAUAAUACAGCCGGAUCCAUCUGCCAGUGGAGUCGAAGCCCCUUUAUCCUGCAUGAAUCUCAGUGUAAAUCUGAGUGAUGGUCUGUUCUGCACGGUCUCAUCAGAAGUGUGUCUGUCGUCCCCGUGCCAAAAUAACAGCACCUGUGUGCCCACCCUGGAUGGUUACCUCUGCGCCUGUUCCUCCGUCCCACCAAUAUACACCGGCCCAAACUGUGAGCGUUUGCUGGACCCGUGCGAUUCUGCAGGCUGUCCGUCCACAUGCGUCGGCACUCCAGGAAGCCAAAACUACACCUGUCUGUGUCCUGAUGGCUUCAGCGGCCCAAACUGCACCCAAAACAUCAAUGAAUGCCACAGCGGGCCCUGUUCGGGAGUCCGGAGCUUCUGUGUGGAUGGAGUGAAUGGGUAUUCGUGUCACUGUCCCAGCGGGUACAGCGGGGCAGACUGCGGGACCAGGGUACGGGACUGUUCUGAUGACCCGUGCUUUAAUAAUGCCACCUGCGUUUGGGCUCCGGACGGGUAUGAGUGCCACUGUGCUGCAGGUUUUCGGGGUCGUAACUGUGAGGAGGACAUUGACGAGUGUCUGUCUCAGCCCUGCAGGAACGGGGCGAUCUGUCAGGACGCUGUGGGGGUCUAUCAGUGCUACUGCGUGCCUGGAUUUCAGGGUUUUCACUGUGAGAUUGAUAUUAAUGAGUGCGCAUCGCAGCCCUGCGAGAACAACGGGACGUGUGUCAAUGGCAGAGACAGAUACAUCUGCGAAUGUCUCUUUGGGUUCACAGGUCUGAACUGUGAAGUGGACGUGGAUGAAUGUGAAGCGUCUCCCUGCCAGAACGGAGCCGUCUGCCAUGAUCACGUGGGUCUGUACACCUGUGAGUGUGUGCCCGGGUACGAGGGCAUCAACUGUGAGCUGGACAUCGAUGAGUGUGAGAGCUCACCCUGCCAGCAUGGAGGAGUCUGUCUGGAUAUGGUCAACGGGUAUGAGUGUGACUGCAGUGGCACUGGAUUCAUGGGCUUUUUCUGUGAUAUUGACAUCCCUGAGUGUUCAUCUGACCCCUGUCAACAUGGCGCCACCUGCCUGGAGGGAGUAAACCACUACACCUGCAUCUGCUGGACAGGUUAUGAAGGAGUGAACUGCGAGCUGGAUGUGGACGAGUGUGUUUCUCAGCCGUGUGAGAAUGAAGGCCAGUGUUUCCAGCGCUCAGACUCCAGCCUCUACAGAGUUCUGCCUGAACUGGACACUGACUUCAGCUUCGAGAGCGCAGCCGGUUACCUGUGCCUAUGCGUAUCUGGCUUCACAGGUGAAAACUGCUCAGUGAAUGUGAAUGAAUGCGAGUCUGCACCGUGUGAGAACGGAGGAUCUUGUGAAGAUCUCGUCAAUGCUUUUCAAUGCUCGUGUCCUCCAGGGUUUGCAGGUGCAGUGUGUGAGACUGAGCUGGACGAGUGUGAGAGCGACCCGUGUCAGAACGACGGCCGCUGUGAAGACUCCAUCAAUGCCUACACAUGCCACUGUCCUCCUGCUGAGCCAGGACGCCUGCCGUGGGGCGGUCCUGACUGCAGCGUCCAACUGACCGGCUGUGUGGACCAACCCUGCCAAAACAACGCCACCUGCGUCCCCUCAAUACAGCAGCAGCAGCACCAGCACACCUGCAGAUGCCCGUCCGGCUUCCACGGCACCCACUGCCAGACCUCCACCACCUUCUCCAUCACCCGCGGAGGAUAUUUACUGGUAGAUCUUCACCACAAAAACAACAGGAGUCGCAGAUAUGUGGGUUCUCAUGUGCCGAGUGUCCAGCUACGCUUCCGGACGACGCUACAGGAUGGAGUCAUCUUCUUUCGGGGAGGUCAAAAUCACUUUCUUGUGGCUGAGUUAAUUGCUGGAGAUCUGUACUGCAGAGCUCAGUCUGGAGAUUUGAAGCUCUCCGUGAACCUGAGCGGUGUUUUCGGGGAUGGGGUCUGGCGGGGGGUUUCUGUGAGUGUGGAUGAUGGGCUGACGGUGCUUUCGGAGGGUCAGAUAGAUGAGGAUGGAGGUCACAAUCAGCUUCUGUCCUUCCAGCCGCAGGGUUUGGAGACGCUGUACGUGGGAGGAGUUCCUCAGGAGUGGAUGAACCUCACACUGAGCCGGACGGGGUUUGUGGGCUGUUUGGAGGAUCUUGUUGUUGAUUCUGAGCCGGUUCUUCCUCAGAGUUUGGUCCCGCUGCAGGAGGUUCAGAUGGGCUGUGAGAGGACUGAGUGGUGCCGUGUGAACCCCUGCUCUGAUCGCGGACGCUGUGUGGAUCUGUGGUCAAACUACACGUGUGUCUGCUACAGGCCGUAUUAUGGAGACCACUGUACUGAAGAGCACACUUCAUGGACGUUCAGUCACGAGCGCAACAGAAGCUUCGCUGCAUUUCCUAUCAUGCAGAAUCACAGCCGUGAUAUUACAAUGUCUUUAUGGCUCAGAUCACGCCACUUAAACGGCCUGGUCCUCCAAUUCCAGCACGACAAUCAACCCUACCUCACUUUAUUUCUGAAAAACGGCUCACUCUAUAUAUCAAUAUACAACUCCAUCAGAAGAGCCGCCGACUUCCUGACCAAUGGGGAGAAGCUCUUCAUCUCCAUUAAAACAGAGCCAGGCGUUAUAUUAUUUAACGAAACGCAGCGGAUUCCUAUGAUCUACAGUGGUUUCCAGGUGCAAGCGGGAGAUGUUGUGUAUCUCGGUGGUCUUCCUGAGGGAGAAAACUCUGCGCUCUGGGGAGGAUAUUUUAAAGGCUGUUUGCAGGACGUCCGAAUCGACGACACACAGCUGUUCAUGUACUCCGGCAGCAUCAGCCAGAAGCCACAACACGCUAAUUACUUACCCAGAAACUCAUCCAAUGUGCUGGAGGGCUGCGUGGGGGACCAGACGUGCAAGAUGAAGCCGUGUCUGAAUGGAGGGAAAUGUCUGGUCAUCUGGAAUGACUUUUUGUGCCUCUGUCCGCUUGACUUCUCUGGAAAGACGUGUGAAACUCGUGUCUGGUGUGUUAGCGACCCCUGUGACUCCAGGACUCGCUGUGUGGAUUUACCUGACGGUUAUGAGUGUUUAGCCAACGCUACAUUUGAAAACAAUGCUUUAAAGUUCAGCGCAAAUGCCUCAUUUUUUGAGCCUGUGAUGAGCAUUUCAAUGGAGCUGCGGACGCGAGAAGAAAACGGGACGAUUUUACGCUCCUCCAACCGAAUCGAGUUCUUCUGCAUGGGGCUACUAAACUCCUCCAUCAUCGUGAAGUUUCGUGACAGUAACAGUCUUGAAGUUCACGCUUUCACCAGCGACGUCACUGUUUCUGAUGGAGAAUGGCAUAGAGUGGAGCUCUAUGCAUCCAGCUCCAGAAUAUCAGCGUUUCGUUGGCAUAUGUCAAUAGAUGGAACUCCUGCAGGAUUCAGCCUUUCUCCUGCUGGAAAGGUAGACUUUUUUAACUCCUCCACUGUGAUGCUGGCAGAAAAUUACACUGGGUGUUUGGGCGAAGUGCGCAUCGGUGGAGUUUACCUACCAUUUUUUGGACCUCUAGAUGAAGAGGCGCCACAAAAAACUCAAUUCAUCCGAAUCGGCGGGAUGCUGGAGCCUCAUAUAGGAUGCAUUGGAUCUCCUUUAUGUCUUUCCAAGCCUUGCCUGAAUAAUGGCACAUGCACUGAUCUCUUCAAUCUCGCCGUGUGUAAAUGUGCUCCAGGAUGGACCGGCGAGCGCUGCCAGGAGAAUAUUGACGAGUGUGGAGAGCAGCCAUGUGUUCGGGGGUCCUGUCGGGAUCUGCUGGGAGAUUAUGAGUGCCGGUGUCCUGUUGGAUUUGGUGGGAAGAACUGUGAUUUGGAGGUGGACCAGUGCAAGGAUCAUCAAUGCGAGAAUGGAGGGUCAUGUGUGGCUACUGUCAGCGGAUACACGUGUGUUUGUUUGCCUGGCCACACCGGGCCAUACUGCCGCUGGCGUUUUCCUCCUCGUGAGUGUGAUGUGGAUCUGCAGUGUGAGAAUGGAGGCGUUUGCAGUGAAGGAUCAUGGGGAGCCAACUGUACCUGCAGGCCAGGCUUCACUGGAGUCAGGUGUGAGCUGGAUAUAGACGAGUGUGUGUCCGAGCCGUGUCUGAACGGAGGCUCAUGUGUGAACAGACACAAUCUCUACUUCUGUGAGUGUUUGCCGGACUUCAGUGGAGAAAACUGUCAGAUUACUAAGCAGCUUCAGCAGGAGCUGUGGCCGUGGCUGCUGCUCCUGGUCCCUCUGGCGGGUCUCUCCGUACUGCUGGCGGCUCUGGCUCUGCUCUGCCUGAUCUUCAGCGCUCGGAAGAAGCGCCGCUCGGAGGGAACAUACAGCCCCAGCCGGCAGGAGGCAGCAGGAGCACGACUGGAGAUGGGCAGCGUGCUGAAGGUGCCUCCAGAAGAGAGACUCAUCUAACACACACACGAAACACCAACUUUGACCAUUUCAGAAAGACAUCUAAAAGCAGAGAGGCUGAACGUGCCUUCUGUGUAAAAGCUGAUGGAGAAAACACUGAAAGCAAGACUGCUGGAGCAAUAUAGAUGAUAAAACAUGCAAAAUAUGAUUCUCUUAUUCAGUGCAUUUGUCUUGUUUGAUACUGUA
This is a messenger RNA of Danio aesculapii, 4626 nucleotides long. It is a transcript of the gene crb2b, whose product is annotated as crumbs cell polarity complex component 2b. The record is from RefSeq and is a predicted model, not a curated record. The coding region runs from base 1 to 4440 and encodes 1479 amino acids. Gene Ontology annotation, cellular component: plasma membrane; protein-containing complex. Lineage: Eukaryota; Metazoa; Chordata; Actinopteri; Cypriniformes; Danionidae. Gene Ontology annotation, molecular function: calcium ion binding. Gene Ontology annotation, biological process: establishment or maintenance of epithelial cell apical/basal polarity; heterophilic cell-cell adhesion. The transcript has 14 exons.